AUGCCAAGGUCUCUAAUUGAACUUGAUUUGUCAACAAACAAUCUCACAGGUUCAAUCCCUGUUUCUAUAGGGAACUUGACCAACUUGAUCCCCCAAGAUAUUGGAAUGCUAAGGUCUCUAAUUAACCUUGGUUUGUCGAAAAACAAUCUCACAGGUUUGGUCCCUACUUCUAUAGGGAACUUGGCCACCUUAACCGUUUUACACCUUUUCAAAAACUGUAUUUCUAGACCCAUCCCUCAAGAAGUUGGAAUGCUAAGGUCUCUAAUUGAAGUUGAAUUGUCAACAAACAAUCUCAAAGGUUCAAUCCCUGCUUCUAUAGGGAACUUGACGAACUUGACCAUUCUAUACCUUUAUGAAAACCAACUUUCUGGAUCCAUCUCCCAAGAUGUUGGGAUGUUACGGUCUCUAAUUGAAUUUGAUUUGUCAACAAAUAAUCUCACAAGUUCAAUCCCUGCUUCUAUGCGGAACUUGACCAACUUGAUCAUUCUAUACCUUUAUGAAAACCAACUUUCUGGAUCCAUCCCCCAAGAUGUUUGA
Molecule: messenger RNA, 537 nt
Organism: Camellia sinensis
Lineage: Eukaryota; Viridiplantae; Streptophyta; Magnoliopsida; Ericales; Theaceae
Source: RefSeq, a predicted model, not a curated record